CGUUUCCGUCAACGUCGCUUUGAACAAGUACAUCACCGCCCUUGUCGCCUACAGGCUGGAAGCCAUCAUCGACCAAGCCAUCGCGCACUGGCAUUAAGUUUGAACAGCAGUACUAGGGAAUCCCGAUACCUGGGGACAGCAGCCACAAAAGCAGGCGACUUGGUCAGAGCCUCCCGCUUCGCAUCACACUCCUGCGCAUCCGAUACUAUGAAGACCCCAUCAACGACGGAUUGAUGGUGGAGCGGGCGCAGAGCUGUAAUCCGAAGGCUGGAGCGCUUGCAGCGCAGUCGGGCGAGCAUGCUGGUAUCUUUCGCGUCCCAGCGUGACUUCCCCUGCCGUGUCGGGCCUAGGGACCAGACGAAUGUCUGAGGACCAAAGUAUGCUCGAGAUCCUGCCUCCUUCCAAACGUCUUGUGCUGACUGAUAACGGGGAGCUACCGUUGAAGGUCAAAGCGCCCGUAGACGUAUUUG
Mycena citricolor is the source of this 470-nucleotide messenger RNA. The record is from the annotation of a GenBank genome assembly. Lineage: Eukaryota; Fungi; Basidiomycota; Agaricomycetes; Agaricales; Mycenaceae.